AUGUCGGAUUAUCCUUAUUAUGGCGCGGCGUAUGGUAGUCGUGACCAGGCGAACAACCCAUCGUACCCUGCCUAUCCCACACAGGCCCCGUAUUAUCAGCAAGAUGUCGGUCGCGCAGGCCAGCAUGCGAUGACGCAGGGGUAUGACAAUACAAUGGGAUAUGGAUAUAAUCAACAACUUCCAGACUACAGCGCGCCCGCUAUGCAGAAUAAUAUACCUCAAGUCGCGAUCUUCCAGGGCUGGAAUCAAGAAAAUUCAUCCAUGUCUCAGUAUAAUGCGGCGCCGCAGGGCAUGCAUUCUUAUGCUGGGUACAAUCAUCAAAACUAUGCUCAAAAUUCGCAGUACUAUGCACCGGUGGCUGCCCCGCAGCCAACUUUUCAUUCUCAAACGCCCGUAUAUGGUAACAUUGAAAACCGCGAAAUGAGCGAAGGAGAAUAUGAUGAUACUUCUGCCCGUAUACAUCCAGCACCCCCGAAUACUUCCGCUGGAGCACCAGGUACGAGCCUUUAUCGUGGAAAUGAUGGAAAUGGCUAUCACGAUACUGCCCAUCGCGCUGUCUAUCCAACGAGCCGAGAUCCUACUCCUAAACAGCCGCCAACCCUUCGUAAUGCCGACUACUAUACUCAACGUCAAAUUUCAAACUCGUACUCUCCUUUCGUAGCGCAAAGUGCGCCCACGAUUGAGAAAGCCAAGAAUACUCAGAAUAAAGGCACAGGCGCAAGCAAGGAAGUAUCAACCAACAAGAAAGCAAGCGCGCAGAAAAAAGAUAAGACACAUUCACCGGUAGAAGACCGUGGUAAUGCUCCAUCUAAACCUAGCCAGGAAAGUGUUCCAUCUUCUUCCAAAGGUGCGGCAUCAGGUACUGUUCAAAAUUCCCACCCUUCCCAAGCCAGUGUCCAUAAUGAUACCGUUACUUUUAAAACUGUUGCCGAGGCUCGUAAGAAAGCUGAAGGCGCGAUCCUGAACCUUUGGUCGUAUGAUGUCCGUUUUCCAGCUUAUCUCGAAGAAGGCGUUGAUGAAAGACUCGUGGGAGAAUUGUUCGAUGAGCUUAGGUUGUCGAAAACUGCAUCGAAGACGGUUAGUGCAGCUUCUGCACAAAGCCCCUCCACUAGUAUUUCCUCUGCACCUACAGCAGCUGUUCCUGCCCCAAGUGGUCAGUCGAAUGGGCAGGCCUCUGCACAAAACUCCAAUGCAGACAAGGUUAAGCAAGCUGUGACGAAUGGAGCAGUAUCUGCUCCUUCUGCAACGGCUCAACCGCCGAAAAGUGCAGCUGCUGUUGAGAAAGAAAAAACAAUGCAAGCCAAGAUGGACGCACUCAGAAAAUCGAGAGCCGAGCGAGCUCAGAAGAACGCAGCGAAGUCUGUCACAACCCCCACUACCAACCUCCCUAAUCUACCUUCCCAAGUCAAACCGGCCGUAAUUCCUGGACUGCCUACUUCAGUUUCAACGCCUACAUCGUCCACGGAAAAAGUUAUUGAAAAUAAUAAGGUUGGUAUUACGGACACUAGUAGCUCAAUUCAAGUUCCAUCCUUGACAGUCGCGACACAAUUUCCCAACUCCAAUGCACCACCAUCAACAAUUCUUCAGGCCCCUCAAAAGAUUCCAGGUCUAUUCUUGGCUUCUUCUGCGCCCACCCCACCAUCCUUACAACAACCCAUCAUGCCAAUCCCCUCUUCUAAUGGACAGCGCAAACGCCCCGUGGCAGCUGACUUUGAUGGACCCUCUAUAUCGGCCACGCCAUUUAAGCGACCAUUUGGUCAGAGUCGUAGCGAGCAGAAACCUUUCGUUCUUUGUGUCAGCGAAGAUGAGGAUGAGUCUGAUGAAGAUGUGGAAAUGGAGUUGGAAUCUCAGGCCGAUGCCGAUUCACCUGUUCAACCCGCUCGAAAGCUAUCUGAACAAAAAGCACUCCCUACUGCGUCCUCCUUCCUUCCACCAAAACCGUUUACACCCCCUCCUAUAUCGUCAGCGAGCACCUUACCCACAUUGCAAUCUUCUAUCAAGCCACAUCCCGAGGAUCUCCGACGCAAGGAAAGCGAAAUUGAGCAGUUAAAGAGAAAGAUUGCUGAAGCCGAAAUGAGAAAGGCAAACAAGAGAAGUAGUAGUGGGGCGCAAACUCCAGUUAACAACAUCACAGCCAGUAGCAGUAAUACUGGUAUUGUGGCCAAUAAAGCCGAUUCAUCGCUCGUAAUGCAGAAGAUAACCGACGUUUCUAAUAAGACAAAGUCUGACCAACAGCUAGCUGCAGUUCAAGCGGCUGAGCUUCAAAAAGCGGCCGAUGUGCGAAAAGCUGAGGCCGAAACCAAACGACUUCGACGUGAAAGAAUUGCGAGCGCCAUUCCCCGUGUUGAUGCCGAGACUUUACAGAACCAAUUGAAACUCGAGGCACUUCGUGCUGAAACUGCGCGAAUAGAAGCUGCAAUGCAGAAGAAUCUCCAGGACAAGCAAAAGCUGGUGGAAGAAAUGGAAAGGUUGGGUCAAGAAACAGACCAGCAGUUGCAGGAGCAAAAGGAAAAGUUGGAGAGCCUUACUCGUGAAGAGACCAAGGAUAAUUCAGCUCUGCCACCACAUUCAGCUUCUGCUCAACCAGACCGUGAGCCAGAACCGCCAACUUUCACCGAGUCUGAGCCAAAAUCAGCGUCAGUUCCCAUGGAACUCGAUGACCAAGUCGAUGACGCCCGUGUCGCAGUACAACAACAAUCUGAAGAACCAAACAGUACUGAUGUUGAUGCUGCCUCUUCGAUUCCUGUGGUUCCCACCCAAGUUGAUAACGACAAAGAAACAGCACAGGAGAUUAUCGAAGAGCGUUCUUCCGAGAUCAAGGAAUCAUCCAAAACCAACCAAGACCUUGAGGCAGCACUUCAAGAGGCUGUGCGUGCGGACGCAGACUUUGUUAGCCCCAGUGAUACGGAAAUGGAGGACGGCAAUGCUAAUCCGGUACAUGUUGCCGAAACAAAGGCUACACUCGAGGAGCAGAAAGCAAGCUCCGAUUAUUCGCCGGUCCUAGAACGUUCUCAGCUACUUGGAGCUUCCUCAAAUGCCGACCCUCCUGAAAUGGUAGAGAUUUCGGAGAUGGCUGAUAUCGAAUCGGAUAACUAUGAGCCGCCAGAAGCCACGCCGCCUGCAGAUGAGACUUUGUCGGUAGAAUCCUCUCCAUUCAGUCCCGCUCCACCAGAUUCAGUCAUCGACGAAGCGGAAGGUAUUGAUUUAGCGGAGAUGUCAAAUGAACAACGCCUGCCAGCAGAAAAUGGUACCGAACCAGCUUCCAUCAACUCUCAUGACGUCCUCCUUCAGAAACUGGGCUCACCAGACGAGUUUGGAGGAGAGCAGCGAAAUAAGUUUAUUGAAGGUUUGAAAGCAGUGCUUUCAGGCCUGCGAGCAAGAAAGAUCAAUGACUUUGACACUCUUGCCUCCGAAAUUGUUGCACAUCGUGCCAAAUUCUUGGGCGAUUCAUCUAAGGUACUCAGCCUCGAAGGCACGACGAUCUAA
Messenger RNA from Sclerotinia sclerotiorum 1980 UF-70, 3486 nucleotides. RefSeq lists its product as hypothetical. The coding region runs from base 1 to 3486 and encodes 1161 amino acids. The record is from RefSeq and is a predicted model, not a curated record. NCBI's taxonomy places the organism in Eukaryota, Fungi, Ascomycota, Leotiomycetes, Helotiales, Sclerotiniaceae. The transcript has 6 exons.